AUGGGGAGUCCCCAAGGGUAUGGGGGCAGGUCACCUGGUGGUCGCAGUGAGAGCAGCAGCGAAAGUGAUGAAAGUGAUGGUGGCAGUGAUAAUGCAGAUGCGAUAAGUGGUAGUGAGGGUGGCAGCAGUGUUGGUAGUGACAGUGGGGGUGAUGGUGAGAGCGAAAGCAGUGGCAGCGAGGGUGGCAGCUACAUUGGGGUUGAUGAUGGCCCAAGCAGUCCUGCUUGUAGCAUGGUGCUGCAUUCCGAUGAUGAUGAGGAUGGGGAGGAGGGAGUGGAAGACGGUGGGGAGGAAGGUGGAGAGGAGUGUGGGCAGGAAGGUGGGAAGGAGGGUGGGGAGGGGGAUGAGAAGGAAGUUAGGGAGGAAGGUGGGAAGGAGGGAGCGGAGGAGGAGGCUGAAGAAACGAGAGGAAAAAGGGAUGGAGAGGAAAGCAGAAGUGAGGGAAGAGAGGGGGUACAGGGAGAGGAGGGAGGAGAGCAGGGAGGAGGAGGGGAGGGUGCCGUAACUCCGCUCAUCCCUGCUCCCACCACCUCCGUUGGUUCCUCAAUCUCUCAACCUCCGACCCAGUCCAUCAACCCAACACCUCAAUUGCACCUGCUUUCACGCCCAGCCACUGCUGUGACUCGCCAGCCCAGUGCUGCUCGCAGCUUCCUGCAAGGGCUCAGUGCAAGCAGGCCACAGCAGGGAGUGGGCAUGAGUGGUGAAGCAAAUCACGGCCCUUCCCCGCCACGCCCAGCCACUGCUGUGACUCGCCAGCCCAGUGCUGCUCGCAGCUUUCUCCAGGAGCUGAGUGCAAGUGCAAGCCGGCCACAGGGAGUGGGCAUGACUGCUGAGACGACUGAAGACCCUUCCUCGCCCUCUCGCCCAGCCACUGCUGUGACUCGCCAGCCCAGUGCUGCUCGCAGCUUUCUGCAAGAGCUCAGUGCAAGCCGGCCACAGGGAGUGGGCAUGGGGGCCAGCAGAGGGGGGGGGCGAGGGAACGGUGCAAAUGUUGUGAAUGUGACUGCAGAUGCAAGUGGUGUGGAGAGAGGCGGAGGUGGUGCUGUGAGCAGUGAACCUCCUGAGGGCGGUCAGUACAGAGGCGGCAGGCGGCGUUCCUUGGGACCGCAGCCGUCUGCCAGUAUCCUUGGUCCCAACGCAGAGGCAGAUUUCAGGCCUGCUGUCGCACACUGGCAGCAGCAGCAGCAGCAGCAGCAGCAGCACUCCCGAGGACACCUGGUCCGCGCUCACAGCACUGCAGCGCCUCAUGCAAGCAGGGCAGCAGCAGCAAGUGCGUAUGGCAUGCAUGGGGAGCAGCAGCAGCACCCGCAGGUGCAGCUAGUCCGCGCUCACAGCACUGCAGCGCCUCACGCCAACAGGGCAGCAGAAGCAGCAAGUGCCGCUGAUGUGUACAGGCAUGAGCACCACUCUCCAUCUCACCUGGUCCGCGCUCACAGCACUGCUGCGCCUCAUGCGAGCAGGGCAGCAGCAGCAAGUUCCUCUGACGUGUACAGGCAGCAUCAUCUCUCUUCAUCGCACCUGGUCCGCGCUCACAGCACCGCUGCACCUCGUGCCAGCAGCGCAGCAGUAGCAGCAAGGGCUGCUGGGAUGCCUUUAGAGCAUGUUCCUCGAGUGCCGUUCCUUCCUCACAUGCGGCCAGCACCGCUUCGUAGCUCCAGUAUGAGCUUGAUGGGUGAGUCUAUAGAGGGGAUGGAUGGGGAUAAGCAACUGGACGGAGAGAGGCUGUUUAUACAGAGGAUGAGGAGCGGGGGAAUGGUAGGAGGAGUCAGGGCAGAGGGCAUGGGUGGUGGAAUGGAAGGGGCAGGACGAGGAGGAAGGGGAGGGAGAGGAGAAAGAGGAGGAAGGGGAGGUAGGGGAUGGAGGGAAGGGAGAGGCGGUAUUGGAGAUGGGAGGAUGAUGCGGCCAGUGACUGCUGGCGGGAGCAUGAAUGUGUUGAGGCAUGGCAUGAAUGGUAGUGGGGACAUACCGGUAGGUGGUGGUGCAAGCAUGGGUGGUGGUGCAGGCAUGGGAAGCAGAGAAGGUGCUCGAAGAAUGGUGCCCAUGCACCAGGUACACAUGAACAGGAUGGGUAUGAGGCGGUGUGGCAGCUUGAAUAUGUCUGCUGAUGUGGACGCACCUUAUUGGGCUAGUCAUGCUGAUGACUUGGACGGGUUUCAAGAAGAAUUGGAUGCUGACGUGGAUGGAACGCGGGAUGGAGGUACGGAAGAUGGAUGGGGAGGUGGUGCUGAGUCAGCGGCGUGGAACCACGGGCCGGCUUAUGUGAGCAUGCCACAUCGGCCGUACUCUUCCGGGGGGGCUCCCAUGGGUGUGGCUAGAAGGGGGCACAUGGGAGCUGCACCAAUGAGCAUUGGGGGAUCUGAUGUGCCCAUGGGUGGGUAUGCUAUGAUGAUGAAUGGGAGGGACAUGGGCAUGGAUAUGGCGAAGGUGGGCCUUCAUAUACACAUGAGCAUGAGCAUAGCCCCACAAGUAUCACAAUAUGCAAGUGGGAUGGCCGGCUGUUGUGAUGACGAGGAUGAGGAUGAGUGUGGAAGCGAUUGGGCUCGUUCUGGUGAGCCUGCGUCACGGAGGUACACCCGUGGCCUUGAACGGAGCAGCAGUUCAGUAGCAUUUCUUCCAUCAGAUUAG
Messenger RNA from Closterium sp. Yama58-4, 2625 nucleotides. Lineage: Eukaryota; Viridiplantae; Streptophyta; Zygnematophyceae; Desmidiales; Closteriaceae. The record is from the annotation of a GenBank genome assembly.